Molecule: messenger RNA, 3074 nt
Organism: Gavia stellata (red-throated loon)
Lineage: Eukaryota; Metazoa; Chordata; Aves; Gaviiformes; Gaviidae
Gene: KHDC4
Product: KH domain containing 4, pre-mRNA splicing factor
Exons: 14
Coding region: 1-1902 (633 amino acids)
Cellular component (GO): nucleus
Molecular function (GO): RNA binding
Source: RefSeq, a predicted model, not a curated record
AUGACGCUGCGGCUGGCGCGGAGGCGGUGGAGCCGGGCCGGAGCCAUGUCAGCGGGUGGUGGAGGGCAGCGCGACGCUGGGGCCGCUGGCGGGCGCCGCAGUAAGUGGGACCAGCCCGGCCCGGCCCCCGCCUUCCUUCUCCCUGGCACGGCGCCGCUGCCCGGGCGCCCCUUUCCCGGCGGCGGAGAUGGCGGCUCCUCUGUGGCGGGCUCCGAGAGCUCCGCAGCCCCCUCGGGAGCGCUGGAUGCGGCCGCGGCCGUGGCCGCGAAAAUCAACGCGAUGUUAAUGGCCAAAGGGAAACUGAAGCCGGCGCCCAGCACGGCGGACAAGCUGCAGGCUCUGGGAAAAGGUCCGGCUACAAGUAAAAGCAAAGAUGACCUUGUGGUGGCAGAGGUAGAAAUCAAUGAUGUCCCCCUCACAUGCAGAAACCUGCUGACAAGAGGACAGACUCAGGAUGAGAUAAGUCGACUGAGUGGAGCAGCUGUUUCUACUCGAGGGAGAUUCAUGACUGCAGAAGAGAAAGCAAAAGUGGGACCCGGAGAUCGUCCUUUGUAUCUUCAUGUCCAGGGUCAGACACGGGAAUUGGUUGACAGAGCUGUUAACCGAAUUAAAGAGAUAAUUACUAAUGGAGUAGUGAAAGCAGCCACAGGUUCUAGUCCGACAUUCAACGGAGCUACGGUUACUGUCUAUCACCAGCCAGCCCCUAUUACUCAGUUGUCUCCAGCAGUUGGCCAAAAACCUCCAUUCCAGUCAGGGAUGCAUUAUGUUCAGGACAAGUUAUUUGUUGGUCUGGAACAUGCUGUACCUACAUUUAAUGUGAAGGAGAAGGUGGAAGGGCCUGGUUGUUCCUACUUGCAGCACAUUCAAAUUGAAACGGGUGCCAAAGUCUUUCUUCGUGGGAAAGGCUCAGGUUGCAUAGAACCAGCAUCAGGCAGAGAAGCUUUUGAACCCAUGUACAUCUACAUCAGUCACCCAAAGCCAGAAGGUUUGGCAGCUGCUAAAAAGCUGUGUGAGAAUCUGUUGCAAACCGUUCAUGCUGAAUACUCCCGAUUUGUGAAUCAGAUAACCACUGCAGUACCCUUAGCAGGCUUCACACAGCCUGCCGCUAUAAAUAGCGUACCUUCCCAGCCAUCGUAUUACCCUUCCAAUGGGUAUCAGUCUGGUUAUCCUGUUGUUCCCCCUCCUCAACAACCAGUUCAGCCACCAUAUGGUGUACCAGGCAUAGUACCACCUGCAGUGCCAUUGGCACCUGGAGUCUUAACAACACUACCUACAGGAGUUCCGCCUGUGCCGACACAGUAUCCAAUAUCUCAAGUACAGCCUCCAGCCAGCACUGGCCAGAGUCCACUGAGUGGUCCUUUUCUUCCUGCUGCCCCAGUAAAAACAACUGUGCCGACUGGUACGCAGCCACAAGUCCAACCCCAUCCCCAAGGUCAAAAGAGACGCUUCACUGAGGAACUACCGGAUGAGAGAGAGUCGGGACUGCUGGGAUAUCAGCAUGGACCCAUUCAUAUGACUAAUUUAGGUACAGGCUUCUCCAGUCAGAGUGAAAUCGAUGGAGCCGGAUCGAAGCCAGCAAGUUCCUCAGGAAAGGAGAGAGAGAGGGACAGGCAGUUGAUGCCUCCGCCAGCUUUUCCUGUCACUGGGAUGAAAUCGGAAUCUGAAGAAAGAAAUGGUGCGGGGUCUUUACCAGGCAACCAUGAUCAUCAAGCUAAGAAGAUGAAAACUGCAGAAAAGGGCUUUGGAUUAGUGGCAUAUGCUGGAGAUUCAUCGGAUGAAGAGGAGGAACAUGGUGGCCAUAAAAACGCAAGUACUUUUUCACAGGGAUGGAGUUUGGGAUACCAGUACCCUUCCUCACAACAGCGAGCUAAACAACAGAUGCCAUUUUGGAUGGCACCGUAAAACCUGCAGAAGAGUUUUCAUUCAUCUUUUUUUUUUUUUCCCCCCUCUAGCAAUAAUGCAUGUAUAUUACAAAAUGAACUUUGCAAAUAUGCAUUGUUUUUACAUUUGCAGAAGCUAAAGGUUCAGUACUCCCCCUUGAAAGGGCUCCAUUAUUUUUAAAAUCCUUCUUUCUGCAGUGAAUUUGUCAACUAAAAGAAUAUUUGAAAUAGUAUUCUGACAGGGCUAGUCCCUUAUACAAUGGGGGAAGUACUGUAAAGAGAAACUAGGGAAGCCUGUGGGUCCGCAUUUCCCAUUUUUCCAGGAUAACUUAAAAAUGGAAAGAGUCAGUCAUGCUGACUUCAUUCUACACCUCGUGUUUGUGUCUUAUUGAGCGUUCCUACUGUCAGCCUGCAUCUGCAGUCCCGUUGAGCUCAUGGUGACCCCGGCUUCAAUGUUUGGACUUUCAACAAAGGAAUACACAGUAGUUCUGCAAAACUUGGGGAUCGCAUUUCCUAAAACUCGUCAUUUGUUUUUACUUUAAGCAUCUCCUGUAACUCAGCACUGUUUUUUCUUUAAAAUGUGGUUUUACUAACCCCACAACUUCUCGUUCUAGCCAAACCUCGGGGCGGGGGGAUGCUCGGUUUUUUUGGGUGGGUUCAUCUGAAAGCUAAUCCCCAGCUGGACUUGGCGCUGUAGCGCUGGCACUUCAUCUUCUCCCAUCACCCCUCUGCAUUUCGUUCCCAUUCAGCAGUUCGGACGGAACCCCUUCUCCUGAGGUUCGCCCCCAUCUCUUAAUCUGUCAUUCGAUUCUACCCCUUCUGUUUCACGGCGAUUUAACAAAGAAAAGGCAGGCAGCAGCCGGGUCCACGCAGCGCCGGGACCCCAGCGCAGGCCUCGCUCUUGCCGUGAAGCGCGGAACUGGAACCCGGGAAUGAGUUGUUGGGUUGUUGAUGGACGCGAACUGCACCACGGGCUUUCUUGGCGGGCGGGCUGUUGCAGAAAGAACUCUCGUACGGAGAGCAGCGACGCGCGGGACCGCGACGAGGUGCUGCUCGGCUUUCCCCGGGGGAGAAGUGGUUUUAAAAACGGGGCUGUGUGUGGCUGUUGCACACGGAAAGACCUUGCUGGCUCCCUUGUACAAACACUGUCUUUCCUACCUGUUGUAAAUAAUUAGAACCGUACUUUCAUUAUAA